AUGCAAGCCCUAUUUGGGUUCAACCCGGGAGUGACGAUCCUGGUGGAGUUCGACCACAUCGACAAGAGGCCGACUAAGCCCUCCACGCCGGGCGAUAGACGAGCCUCGGAGGCGCUGCCCAUUUUCGAGGGCUCUGAGGCGGUUAGCGGCACUGCGACGGUUCUCGUAGCGCCGGGGAAGAAGGUGGACCACCUGGGGAUCAAGGCUGAGCUCAUCGGCCAGAUAGAGCUGUACUAUGACCGCGGCAACCACUACGAGUUUUCCUCGGUCGUGCGGGAGCUGGACACCGCGGGGGCGCUGGUCGGAAACCGACAAUAUCGCUUCGAUUUCAACUUGGCCGAGAAGCCGUACGAGUCGUACAGCGGCCUGAACGUAAGACUUCGGUACUUCGUGCGAGUCACCAUCUCCACGCGAGGGAAGAACGUCACGAAAGAAAUGGACUUCGUUGUGCAGAACAUCCAACAGGAGCCUGAGGCGUUGGAUUCGCUCAAGAUGGAAGUGGGUAUCGAGGACUGCCUUCAUAUCGAGUUCGAGUACGACAAGUCGGCCUACCACCUGCAAGACGUGGUCAUUGGCAAGAUCUACUUCUUGCUUGUGCGCAUCAAGAUCAAGCAUAUGGAGAUGGCGAUCAUCAGAAGAGAGACGGCAGGGACGGGAUCCAACCAGUACAACGAGAGUGAGACCAUCAUCAAGUACGAGGUCAUGGACGGGGCCCCCGCCAAAGGGGAGUGCGUGCCACUGCGAGUGUUCCUGAAGCCAUAUGCGCUGACGCCGACCUACCGAGGGACCAAUAAGUUCACGGUGAAGUACUUCCUUAACCUCGUGCUGGUGGACGAGGAGGACCGCAGGUAUUUCAAACAGCAGGAGGUUACCCUGUGGCGCAAGUACGUGGCGUGAUCCUGCCACACAGCUAGGGGCGGCGUUGGAGCGCAACGGUGUUGAUGGGCUUCCGAGUAAGACCCCAGCAUUCUGCAAUGGUUCGGUGCGCACAAGAUGUUGUGGCAGAGCGAUUUUUCUGCAUGUUGAUGUAUGCAUGUGUUCGACAACGACUUCCGGUGUUGAAUAUUCCUGGUUGUGAAUCUUAAGCUAGAAGAGAGACACGGCUCCAGCGUUUCAGCGUUUUGCAACUUUGCCUUUUUCUUCUUUUCGUGGCCAUUGUAGGGUAUUUUGGUUGCACGGCUUGGGCGGGGUUUGGUGUUGCAACGUCCGCGUCCAAUUCUAAACGCUGGCGCCCAGCAGAAUCGUAGCUUACCAUCUGCCGGCAGGCGGAGGGAUACGCACAAGGACGGCAGUCCCCUUCGUGAUCGUGUACUUCGAAGCACGUAAUGUGCAUAAGGUUGAGGCAGAGGGGAACGAGACGACACUAGAUUCAGUUCUGUAAACUCGAUCUUGUUCACCUCUUUAAGCAUAUU
Molecule: messenger RNA, 1412 nt
Organism: Ectocarpus siliculosus
Lineage: Eukaryota; Phaeophyceae; Ectocarpales; Ectocarpaceae
Source: the annotation of a GenBank genome assembly